Penaeus vannamei (Pacific white shrimp) is the source of this 2262-nucleotide messenger RNA. NCBI's taxonomy places the organism in Eukaryota, Metazoa, Arthropoda, Malacostraca, Decapoda, Penaeidae. The record is from RefSeq and is a predicted model, not a curated record.
AUGUCGUCUGGAAAGAGGGUGUUCGCGGAGAGGCCAGCGUGGUCGGUGUGGCAGGAGAGGCGUCGGGCCCCUCGUCUCUGCCUCUCAGGCCUCCCCGCCACAAAUCAGGGGGGAGGCACGGGCCCGGAGGAUGUCAUCCUGCCGAUAUAUGUCGGGAAUCAGGUGGAGAUGCAUCCACCUUCCAUAUCCUCCUACCUUGGGCAGCCCAUGAACCACCUUCCCUUAGGGUAUUUCUCUAUUGGGGACGAGCCCCCAGACCCCUUACCUGGGCAAACUGAUGUAAUGAAGUGGAAGUCUGAAUGGAAGUACAUUCUUGAUUCGAUGACAGAAGUGAAAUGGAAUCGAAGACUCGUCUCUUACAUUCAGACAUUUGCAUAUUCUGCAAAUGAAGUGACAUGUGGCAAAAAAUGCCUGUAUCUAUGUUUUGACCUAGUAUUAACUUUCUCAUGUAACGCCAGGACACGUCCGCGCGAACUCAUGAGUGAGGUGCACCCCAUUAAGUGUGGUUCGCAGGGCUUGGAGUGCGUCAGGCGCGGCCGCGACGCAUCGCGACUCGCACUUGGUUGUUGUCAUCACCUCCUGGAGUCGUCAUGUCGUCUGGGACCGAGGCUAGCCAGUCACAGUUGCGGCGUCAGAUUGCCAAUAUUGUCGGAAAGGAUAAAGCGUAAUUGGCGUAGGAAAGAGGGUGUUCGCGGAGAGGCCAGCGUGGUCGGUGUGGCAGGAGAGGCGUCGGGCCCCUCGUCUCUGCCUCUCAGGCCUCCCGCCACAAAUCAGGGGGGAGGCACGGGCCCGGAGGAUGUCAUCCUGCCGAUAUAUGUCGGCAAGAAAGGAAAGAAAACAAAAGGGAAACCUGUUCCCCUCGGGGAGUUCCUCGGCGCUGCCAGCCCAGGCGGCGGAAGUGCAGUUGUGGUAAACAAAACGAGCUGGGCUGAAGAGUCCGAGGAUUAUGAUGAAGACCGCUACAUUGCACCCGAGAGAUUUGCGCUGCCAACGGCACCCGCACGCACAGCCCGUGGACCUGAUGUGGAUCCAGAGCGUAUCCCAACCAGCCCGCCAUUCACAGCUUAUAUUGCUAAUCUUCCAUUUGAAGUGGAUGAUCUUGAGAUUGAGCGGUUUUUCACCGACUUAAAGAUUAAAUCUAUUCGCUUACCACGUGAAGGCGGAGAAAAUGGUCGCUUCAAAGGAUUUGGAUACGUUGAGUUUGAGACUCGAAGUGACCUGAUUGAUGCCCUCUCUAAAAAUGAUGAUGUUAUGCGUAAUCGCAAAAUCCGCAUUGAUGUAGCGGAAGGGGGAGAGGGUGGUCAGAGAAGAGGAUUUUCAGACCGUGGCCCUCGAGAUGAGGAUCGCAUGGAUCGCAGCGAAGGGGUCUCUGACUGGAGAGCAGCACCUAGAGAUGCCCCGUCCCGUGACGGAGGAAGGGAUGAUCGCAGUCCUGGCCGAGGAGGUUAUGACCGCGACCGGCGUGAUGAUCGUGGAUUUGGUGAUCGUGACCGCGGUGGAUUUGGUGAUCGUGAUCGUGAUCGCGAUCGCGGUGGAUUUGGUGACCGUGAUCGUGGUGGCUUUGGUGACCGUGACCGAGAUCGUGACCGCUAUGGAGAUAGAGACCGUGGUGGUGGUUUUGGGGAUAGAGACCGAGGGUUCAGGGACAGAUACGGAGACAGAGGGUAUGACAGGGACAGAGGCUAUGACAGGGAUAGAGGCUAUGAAAGAGAUAGAGGGUUCAGGGACAGGUAUGGAGACAGAGGCUAUGACAGGGACAGAGGCUAUGACAGGGACAGAGGCUAUGACAGAGACAGAGGCUAUGACAGGGAUAGAGGUGACCGGUAUGGAGGAGGUGGUGGUGGUGGUCGCUAUGAUGAUGAUCGCAGAGGAUAUCGAGAUGGCGGAGACAGCCAGUGGAGACGUGACGAUGGGCCAAGAGGGCCUCCAAGAGAUGAUGCUGGACCAAGAACACGUCCUAAGUUGAACUUGAAACCUCGAAGUGCUCCAGCAAGUGAAGAAAAGGGUGAUGCAUCAUCUGCUAACAGCAGCAUUUUUGGAUCUGCUCGACCCGUGGACACUGCAUCCCGCGAGAGACAGAUCGAAGACAAGUUGCACUCAAAGGAUGUGCCGGCGCCACCAAAGAAAGAGUCAGCAGGUGGUACAGGUGGAAACAUCUUUGGUUCAGCCAAACCUGUAGAUACAGCUGCCCGUGAGCGUGAGAUUGAGGAAAAAUUAAGGAGAGAUGAACCGCGUCGGGAUGACCGUAGGGAUGAUCGCAGA